Molecule: messenger RNA, 533 nt
Organism: Bradysia coprophila
Lineage: Eukaryota; Metazoa; Arthropoda; Insecta; Diptera; Sciaridae
Gene: Phf5a
Product: PHD finger protein 5a
Biological process (GO): mRNA splicing, via spliceosome
Source: RefSeq, a predicted model, not a curated record
UCUUUGUCACUGACGUUUCAGUCCUUUUUCCAUCAGUCCGCGAUAUACGUUUGUUUACAAUCACAAGCCGCUUUACGAAACAAGUUCUCAAUUAUCUCUCGCUCCGUUUGUCAUUAAUUCCGACCUGCAAUGGCCAAACAUCAUCCAGAUUUGAUUUUUUGCAGAAAACAACCGGGAGUCGCCAUUGGUCGUUUGUGCGAGAAAUGUGAUGGAAAAUGCGUGAUUUGCGAUUCGUAUGUCAGACCGUGCACUUUGGUGCGAAUUUGUGAUGAAUGCAAUUACGGUUCAUACCAAGGACGAUGUGUGAUUUGUGGCGGUCCGGGAGUGUCAGAUGCAUACUAUUGCAAGGAGUGUACCAUCCAAGAGAAAGACAGAGACGGAUGUCCAAAGAUUGUCAAUCUGGGAAGUUCCAAGACAGACUUGUUCUACGAACGGAAAAAGUAUGGAUUCAAGCAACGUUAGACGAAAAAAAUCAAUUUUGGAUUUUCGAUGGAAAAUAUUUUUUUUUAUUAAAUAAAGAGCGCCACAUCCGA